UGGAUUGCAUACAUCCGUCUAGCAUCGGAAAGAAAACACAAAAUGGCUUCCAUAGCGACAUUCGCGUUGAUUUUGUGCGUUUUAUUUGUAAACACGCAGAGUUCGGAUCUCAAUGUUGGCACGAGUCUUAACAGUGAGCUGCUGUACUUGGAGGCUGUACAACUGUCGUCGAUCCCACUGAAGACCCGGACGAAGAAUGUUUUCUAUAACAAUUCGACGAGCACAAAAAUCAUUAAGGGCAUCACAGCCAUAGACCUGGACCGCUCCGAAGCGAAGGCAACCAUCACCGCAGGAGGAGUAGGGUCCACCUUCGCCAACAUUCGUCUAAAGAGCGAGAGGGGAAGCGGACUCAACUACCAGAUUCAGAUAUUUGGAUAGAUCUUUUACUGGAAAUAAAUAUUUAGGCUGAGUUGUA
Messenger RNA from Ostrinia nubilalis (European corn borer), 415 nucleotides. RefSeq lists its product as uncharacterized. NCBI's taxonomy places the organism in Eukaryota, Metazoa, Arthropoda, Insecta, Lepidoptera, Crambidae. The record is from RefSeq and is a predicted model, not a curated record. The coding region runs from base 43 to 378 and encodes 111 amino acids. The transcript is spliced from 2 exons.